AUGAACAAGCUAUCAAGAGUUUUAAACUCUUUCCAAAAAUGCAGUAGACUAAUGUUGCCUCUUUCAAUAGUAUCUAUAAAUAAAACUCAAACAAUUCUUAGAGGAUAUUGUCAAAAAAGUGAAUUUCACAAAGGUGAAGUAGUCGUACCUACAAUAACAUCGGAUAGUGAUGAACAGCAGUAUGAACAAAAUGUAAAAGAACAAAUAUUAGAAAAAGCCCUAGGUUUUGUUCUUAAAUCUGGUUGGUCUGUGGAAUCUCUGAGUCAAGGUGCAGAAGCUGCUGGAUAUCCAGGCAUUACACAUGGCUUAUUUCCAAAUGGCGGAGGUGAUCUUAUUCAUUAUUUUAAUGUUAAAUGUAAUGACAACUUGGUUGAAGCUAUGGAAGGUUGGGCCAAAGAAGAUUCAAAAGAAUUGAAGGUACCAGCAAUAUUCAUUGAAAAUGCUAUUAUGACAAGACUUUCAAUGAUACAGCCCUACAAGAGUACCUGGCCAAAGGCAAUGGCAAUUCAAGCUCUUCCUAAUAAUGUUCCAAAUAGUUUAGCAACAUUACUUUCACUAGUUGAUGACAUUUGCUAUCAUUCUGGUGAUCGUAGUGUUGAUUUCAACUGGUACAUUCGGCGAGUGGGUCUAGCUGGUAUAUAUAAAGCAUCAGAAUUGUUUUACCUAACAGACAAUACUCAAGACAGUAGCGCUACGAAGAGUUUCGUAAAAUCACGAAUUAGGGAUGCAGAACUGAUACAAACCGCACUUAAUAUGAACCCUGUGUCCGUUGCUCCCCAAACAUUGACUGCAGCAUUUGUUACAGCAAAAAAUAUGCUGGGCUUGAACACACUGAAG
Messenger RNA from Iphiclides podalirius (scarce swallowtail), 837 nucleotides. The record is from the annotation of a GenBank genome assembly. Lineage: Eukaryota; Metazoa; Arthropoda; Insecta; Lepidoptera; Papilionidae.